AUGUUAUCCGACGAUUCAUUAGAAAUACCAACAAAAUCGCUACCAAAUGUAGAAUCAUUGUCACCAUCAUCUCAAUUACUUUCAUCGGAUAAAGGUAGAGUAAAACGUCGUCAACAUAAUGAAUCAAAUACAACCGAUUGUUCUUCGAUACCUCCUGUUAUACGUCAUACAACAUCAUGGCGAUGGGUUAUUGUUUUUUCAUCAUUUUGUGUUCAUUUUGUUGCUGAUGGUGUUCUUUUUUCAUUCGGUAUUUUAAUGCAUGUAAUUAAAGAUGAUCUCAAUAUUGAAUUACAUACAGUUGGUAUUAUUGCAUCGUUAUUCCUUAGUUUACCUCUGUUUUUAGCACCAUUAGCUAGUGCAUUAGUUAACAAACUAGGAUGUCGAUUUGUAACUAUGUUAGGUGGACUUCUUUGUUCAAUUGGUUUAGUUUUAGCUUCAUUCAUUGGAAAUUUUAUUGGUGCUCUUAUUGGUAUUGGAAUUUUUUGUGGAACCGGUCUUUCAUGCAUUUAUGUUCCAGCAGUUGUUAUAGUAGCACAUUAUUUUGAUGAACAUCGUGCUAUUGCAACAGCUAUUGCUGUUGGUGGAACAGGUCUUGGAAAUGCUAUUGUUGCACAACUAAUUCAUGUUUUAAAUAAUUAUUAUGAUGAUUGGAGAGAUACAACAUUAUUUUUGUCCGGAGUUUUUUUUACAAUCGUUGGUUUUGGUGCACUUUUUCGUCCUGUAGAAUUUUCAUUUCGUCGUAAAAGUAAAAAUUAUCAUCGUAAAAGUAAUGAUAGUCAUUUACCAUCGAUAUUGAUGGCUUCAACGGAAAAAUUACAAUUGUUUAUAAAUGAAAUGGAUAAACAAUGUAUAUCAAAUAAGAGUAAUCAACCUGUUGACAUAUCAAUAUCAAAUCAUGAAACAAAAAAGUUAGGUUUAUUUGAUUCAUAUUCAGCUGAUGAUAUUAAAAAACUUGAAGAUGAAUUUAAUGAUAAUAUACAUGUAACAACAUGUCGAGAAAAAAUCCCUAUAACCAAGGUUCAUUUUUCAUUAAAAAGCCAAACUAAAAAUGAUAAAACUAUUGAGGAAAUAGAUUCAGUAAGAUGUUUUUCGCCUCAUUUUCUUUCUCGUACAUCAGAAGAACAAUUAUUAGAAGUUUAUUAUCAACCAAUAAGUCAAAAAGAUAUUUUCUAUCCUGGUAAUGUACCAUUAAAACGUUCUAAUUUAUCAAGAAAAAGUUGUCCAAAUCUACUUCAAUCUUAUGUUUAUGAAGAAUCAUUUACAUCAAUAAUUGAUGAUAAUAGUAAUUCAGUCCGUGGUCGUCAUCGACGAUUAGUAUUCUAUCAUAAAGGUUUAUCAUUUUUUCGUACAUUACGACGAAUGUUAGGUUUAGAAUUAUUUCAUGAUUAUCGUUAUGUCAUUUUUUUUAUAUCACAAUUUUUAUUUUAUUUAUUUUAUGAUUUAAUUUAUCUGUUUCCAGUCGAUUACGGUGAAACAUUUGUUGGUUAUUCAAAAAAACAAAUGACUAUGUUAGUAACUGUACUUGGUUUUGGACAAUUUUUUGGACAACUUCUAUUUGGAUUUUUAGCUACUUAUGCACGUAUUAAUGAAUUAAUACUUUAUGAUAUAGGUGCAGUACUUUGUGGACUUGCCAGUUUACUUAUACCAUAUGUUGUUUAUUCAUAUAUUGCAUUAAUUAUGGCUAUUCUACUUUUUGGACUUUCUAUAUCAGCUAAUUAUGCAUUAACAUCAAUUAUUCUUGCGAAUAUGUGUGGUUUAGAAUCGUUAACAUCAGCUUAUGGACUUAUUUUACUUGGACAAGGUAUAUCAUCAUUAUCCGGUCCAGUUAUUGGAGGUUGGAUUGCAGAAAAAUACGGAUAUAAAUCAUCAUUAAUUAUAGCUGGUAUAUUUAUGGGUAUAUCUGGAUUUGUAACACUGUUGAUACCUUUAAUUCAACGAUUAUAUAAAAAUGAAAAAGAGAAAGAUACAAAUACUGAAGAAACAAUCAAAAUAAAUACUAUAACGAUGCCAUUAGAUGAUUUCAAUUGA
Molecule: messenger RNA, 2028 nt
Organism: Rotaria sordida
Lineage: Eukaryota; Metazoa; Rotifera; Eurotatoria; Philodinida; Philodinidae
Source: the annotation of a GenBank genome assembly